AUGGCAGCCUCCAGCGACCUGCAGGCUCUGCAGCUUGAGAAUCGGAACCUGCAGCAAAAGCUCGACUGGAAGCAGCUCAAGAUCAACGAGCUCGAGACGAAAGUUCGCGAUCUCCGCGGUGGCGGCCUCGCCGCCGACCUCGGGCGCAUCGAGCGGUCCAUCGGCCGCCUCUCGCUGCAGAUGGAGCACGUCCAGCUCGUCAUCAAGAAGCCGGAGUGGUCGUUUCACACCUUUGCGAUGCCGGAGAAGACCGCCUCCUCGGCGCACACCAUCUUUGUCCGGCCGCCCAGCGGGGACCGGAUCGAGGUCACCAUUCCGCCGGGCAAGCAGCCCGGCGAGGUCUUCACCGUCAUGCUCAAGGACGAGGACGCGUACCCGCCGGACUGGCCGUGGCACGCGGCGCCGCCCGCGGCGCCCGCGCACUCCGCGCCGCCGCCGUGGGCGGAGGAGCAGCAGCAGGAGGAGGAGGGCGAGGACGGGGAGGAGGGCGCAGGCGAGGAAGGCGCAGACGAGGCGGCCCUCCGGAAGAAAGCCAAGGCAAAGGCCGAUGUCGAGCGGCGCAAGGAGCAGCGGCACGCCGCAGCCGCGGCGGCAGGCCGCGUGCCCGGCCAGCAUGGCAACCCAAACUGCCGCGCGCGGCCGGCAGAGCCGGAGGGAGGCGCGGCAGGAGGUCCCUCCUCCUCGCGCAUGGCUGUGGAGUGA
This is a messenger RNA of Emiliania huxleyi CCMP1516, 702 nucleotides long. RefSeq lists its product as hypothetical. The transcript has a single exon. The record is from RefSeq and is a predicted model, not a curated record. The coding region runs from base 1 to 702 and encodes 233 amino acids. NCBI's taxonomy places the organism in Eukaryota, Haptophyta, Isochrysidales, Noelaerhabdaceae.